Rosa chinensis is the source of this 1584-nucleotide messenger RNA. Its product is annotated as protein LAZY 1. The transcript is spliced from 5 exons. The record is from RefSeq and is a predicted model, not a curated record. NCBI's taxonomy places the organism in Eukaryota, Viridiplantae, Streptophyta, Magnoliopsida, Rosales, Rosaceae. Bases 126 to 1319 code for a protein of 397 amino acids. Gene Ontology annotation, biological process: gravitropism; regulation of auxin polar transport.
CCGGAGGCUUUCAGAUAGUAUUUGAUAUCUCAUUCAUAAAUACUCAUAAAUAUUAGACUACCAAGGAAAAGAAGCGCCUCUGUUAAUUGGAUCAAAGCUCAAGUUUUCUAGAAGACGAUCACAAGAUGAAGUUACUGGGAUGGAUGCAUCGAAAGUUUCGUCAGAAUAGUAAUGAACCUGUUUUCCUCAUUGAGCGUUCUUGUGCAUGUCUUGCAGGCCAGCCAUCACUCGAUGAUCAACAAUACUAUCCAAAGGCAAACUAUGGCACUAAACCCUUUAAGCAAGGCCAGAGAGACCAUCAGCUUCGAAAUUCUUUUGCUGGUCUAGAAUCAGCUAAGGUAGAUCAAGAAGAUUACUAUGAAGACGAAUCCUCUGCUGCGGCAUCUGAGCUCUUCCAUGGCUUUCUUGCAAUUGGUACCUUUGGCUCAGACCAAGUCAUCACCGAGCCAUCAACACCAACACUGCCGAUGUCUGUCGAGAAUAUAACUGAAAAAGAGACGGAGGCCACAGAAAAUGAAUUGAAGCUCAUAAAUGAUGAGUUGGAGAAGGUGCUGGUAGCUGAAGCUAAGGAUGAAAUUUGCAAUGAUUCAUCUGGAAGGAACAGCCAUGUUAGCAACGGAAGAAGUAGUCAUGGUAGCACCAUUACACUGAGUGGGAAGAUGCUAGAAGUCCCAGAGAGCAAUGGGAUUAACGGAACUACAGUCUGCCCACUCCAGGGAUAUCUUUUCGGGUCAGCAUAUGAGUUGUCAGAAACAACAACAGUAGCGAAGAAGGAGCAGAGGACAUCUCUUGGUGAGCUGUUUCAGAAGAGUAAAUUGACCGAAGAGAAUUAUUCUGGAGCAAAACUCAGCAAGGAGGAGAAGCGAGCAGAUCAGAAGGAAGCUGAUAAGUCUUCCAUUCAUUUGAUGAAAAAGAAGCUCAUGAAAAAAGUGCUUCACAUGAAUGCUUCUUCUCGGAGCUCUGCAGCAGCUGCUGAUGCUGGCUCAGCAGAAACAAAACUGAAUAAGAUCCUUCAGAUGUUCCACAGAAAAGUUCACCCAGAAAACUCGAAUGCUGGGGAAAAAUCUGGCAAGUACCAAAAGGGCGAAAAGAAAAAGAGAAUGAGCACUGAUGGGAUUUGCAACCAUGGAGAUCAGGUCCUCCCAGAUGAUCAAGACAUCAUGUUAUAUCCUGAACAAGUCUUUUCAUCAAAACAGAGCAUGCGACGCUACAAGAGCCAAUCUAACCCGCCCCAGUUUGCACUUGGCGGGCUUGAUUCAAAUGGGAACAAGGAGCACUGGAUCAAAACUGAUGCAGACUACCUAGUCCUGGAGCUGUGAAGAGUGAUGAAAGCAAGUCGGGUUUUCGGAUAUGCCACGCCUGAUUUUGAUCAGUAAGAAGUAAUUCAUAUACUACUACUGUUUGUAAGAGUAAGAUUCUACUUAUUGGUACUUGUGAUAAUGAUCAAAGAGCAUGAAUGGAACCAGAUAAAUAAAAGAGGCAGGUCCUCUUAUCUCAUGGGUGAAUGUAAACUAUAAGAUCAUGUACUUGUGCUGGUGAUCAUAUUAUAUGAAUUUUUUGUAAUCAGAAUUACGACCAUUAUCA